AUGUGCACGGUGCCGAAGGACCUAGCUGUUGUCUCGUCGUCGCCGGCCAUUUCUCCUUCCGCCUCCUCCCCUGCCCCCUCCUCCGCCUCCGCUGUCUCGCAUUCCCUCCUUCAGGCCACCAUUUUUCCGCCCAGCCGUCGAAAAAGACGCAGAGACGGUGACUGUCCCUCCACGUCCACGGCGGGUGUCACAUCGUCUUCUGUGCUAGCAUCGGGGUCUGCGACAGUGACGACGAUGCGAGACACAGAGAGCAAUAGCGCCCUAAUUGAUUCCGAGGCGGCCACCACGACUACAUCAUCGACAAUUACGACAGGAACUCUCCCGAACGCAGACAACACCCUCUUACGGAAAAUUCUCGCCGGUGCUGAUCUAGCCAGUGUUCGCAAUCACAGCGUUCUGGUGGACAGUAACUUUUCCCUGCGCCGAACUUCCUCUAUGUCCACUGCUUCCUCGCGCUACAGGUCUUGUACGCCUGACCCCAAUUCCGACGACAAGCGUCGACGACGUUCCACUAUGUUCAGUCAUCUUACUCUGCCACGACGGACCUCUGAUCAUGAGGAGGAGGAACAGCGUCCUUGCAAGCGUUUGAAGGAACAUGGAGUUGAUGGAAAUAAGAGCGGAAACAGUUCCCCUCUGGUUCCCAUCAAAGUUGAAUCUCGUGAUCCUGAAGAUCACCCGCCCUACGCCACCCCUGCUUCCUCUUCAUCUGACGUCACUAAUGGCAACAGCAAUCCCGGUACUAACAUCGUUAACACGCCCCUCGACAUAACCGAAAGGUCGACUUCCAAGUUUCCAGGCAAACCGUCGAAACGCUGGCGGUUGAAGAGUCCAAUCUGUCAAUCCCCCUCACAUAGCCUGAGUCCUCCUACUGUUGCUAGCACUUCAUGUGUGGAUCCAACCGAAGUUUUUCCUAUGCGUCCACGGGCAAGAACCACUUCGGAGUUGGAUAAUGCCAUCAGAAUGUUCACCGAGGGGAAGUACCAUCUGAACCGAUUUCGGUUGGACUCUUUUGACUCCCCCAGUGGUGGCCUCAAGGCGGAGAAAACAUCUACCACUCCUAAAAGUGGCGACCUAAGACGUGGAGAACCCGGUGAUAAGUCCUGCGAUAUAACGUCUCCCCUAAGCCAGCUUCUUGAAUCCACUCCACCUUACAGCGGUGGAACAAAUACCAUCCACCCGCGGGCUAAUACCACCACAUCUGUGUUUCCUUGGUCAUAUGCCACAACCCUGAAGGGUAGCACAGGUGCAAGUCCCUCUUCCGUGGCUCGUGUAAGCCAGCCCCUCCCUGGAAAUGGAUCUAAGCAUCACUUACAACAUCCUCCUCAUCGUCAUCACCCGGACCUGGAGAUGCUCAAUUUCACUAAGGCUCCCGUCACUGUGUCUUCGGAUUCCGUGGCCUCCAUUCUUGCCGCGACAGCUCUCAACUCCUCCCAGUUCUUCCAGGGCAUUCGGGACGAGCAGAUGUUGAAUCUCAGUCGGAAAGAAGUCUCUAGACAACUUCCUCCACCACCACCGCCACCACCUAUCCCACCUCCAAUUUCACUCUCCCUCACCAGCGACGACAUCCUCCAGUGGUCACCCAAUCAAAUGGCCGCGUUACAACAACUAUUUCGCCUCCCUGACACUACGGGCGCCGUGGUUCAAUCAAUAUCUCGUCCGUCAGUCAGUCAAGAAGCCAAGUUGCCGAUCCGGUUGGCUCAUGUCAACCGACUCCUCUUGUGUCGUCGGGUGGCCGAGUGGAUGCUUGUAGCCAACAACUGGGCAAUGCAAAUGUGUCCGGCGCCGAUUAUGCCCGAGAACUCGCUGCUAGCGACGGCUGCAACCUAUCGCUACUGUCGGUGCUCUGAGGCGGAGCUAAGCAUGGCGCAUCAGAUUGAUAUGCGGUUGGAGAUGCCGAGAGUGGGAAUGGGCUUGAAAGCCGUUCUCCACCGUAUAUGGCCUCAACUCUUGUUGGCUUCCAUGAUUAGGGAGAACUUCUCGUUCUCCACCACGCCUAUUCCCACAACAGAAUUGAGUUCCCUGAUUGGCGCUACCGGUGGACGGGAGGGUGGUGGUGGUGGUGUUGUAAGCGGUGUGGAGUUAAAUAUCGCCAAGGCGGGAACCGCCGAUUCGCUGAAGAAUCUCAUCAAGGCGGGAAAUCAGCUCUUCCUUGACACUCAGGUUUUUGAGUGUGUGAGGAAGUGCAUCUUCGCCCAGCAACAACGAUUCACUUUCAGUUCAGGUGGGUGCUGGCUGACUUUACCUGCCCACACAGGCAUGGACGAUGUCGACGACGGCCUCCUAGCGGCCGUCUCGCGUGAUUUCGCACAUUGGACACCGCGGUUCAGCGAUGCCUUUCCGGACUACUACCCCGUAUCCUACUCCACUGCGAUCGAUGAGUUGCGCCAGUGCUGUCACCGUUGCUCCGGUGACGUCUCGCUCUUCAACAACGUGGUCCUCCUUAUGAAUGAGAUGCAGUCAAUCAAUCCGGAGGGUCUGCACUGCCUCUUCUCUAUCGAUAGGCUCUCGGGUCUGUUUGUGCCAGCCUCGGAUCCUCCCUCCUCCUCCUCCUCCUCGGCGUCUUGA
Molecule: messenger RNA, 2565 nt
Organism: Echinococcus granulosus
Lineage: Eukaryota; Metazoa; Platyhelminthes; Cestoda; Cyclophyllidea; Taeniidae
Exons: 3
Coding region: 1-2565 (854 amino acids)
Source: RefSeq, a predicted model, not a curated record